AAAACGUCCCACCAAACUUGCAGAGGAAUUUUCUGAACUUUAUGACAAUGAAUGGACGGAUACAUUUGAAGUUCUUAAAACUGAUGAAAAGGAUAGAACGACCUUCAUGCUCCAUUUAUUACAGAGAGCAAGCACUAUUUGUCAGCAAAUAUCAAACGAUCAUAUGCAGAGUAUCAAGGAAAGUUUGUGUUCUCUGACUCUCCGAACUCAACUGCCGAAAAGGAUUGAUGUUGGCACAAAUGAAAUGUUCGGAAUCCUAAAAAAUGACAAGAAUCAAGUUUUAAGGAAUGAGGUGAUUACAAUGCCGUUUGACUCUUUGGAAACUGAUCAAAGGAAGGUUGUGAUGAAUUUGCGAAAGUUUGUUGAAAAACAGCUUUCUAAUCAGCUUCAAAUGGAAGUCGCAAAUGUUAUAGCUUCUGAAAAUGAUAUCAAUUUAAAAGAAGAUGAUACGGUUGUAAAAUAUAUAAUGAAAUGUGUUAACAUAUGCUGGACAAUGUGUCAACACGAGUCACCCGUACACGUUGACUUCCCUGAUCUACAAGUCAAUCAUAAAUUUGAUACUAAUGUUUUCAAACCGUACACAAAGUCUGGCAAAUAUCUAGAUUUCAUUGUAUGGCCUGCACUGUACCUUUACAAGGAUGGUCCAAUGCUUUGCAAAGGGGUUGCACAAGGGUACAAUUGGCAUGAAUAUUCACUGUCAACCAAUUGA
Messenger RNA from Ruditapes philippinarum (Manila clam), 709 nucleotides. RefSeq lists its product as uncharacterized. NCBI's taxonomy places the organism in Eukaryota, Metazoa, Mollusca, Bivalvia, Venerida, Veneridae. The coding region runs from base 107 to 709 and encodes 200 amino acids. The record is from RefSeq and is a predicted model, not a curated record. The transcript is spliced from 5 exons.